Molecule: messenger RNA, 698 nt
Organism: Leptonychotes weddellii (Weddell seal)
Lineage: Eukaryota; Metazoa; Chordata; Mammalia; Carnivora; Phocidae
Gene: BATF3
Product: basic leucine zipper ATF-like transcription factor 3
Biological process (GO): regulation of transcription by RNA polymerase II
Cellular component (GO): nucleus
Molecular function (GO): RNA polymerase II cis-regulatory region sequence-specific DNA binding; DNA-binding transcription factor activity, RNA polymerase II-specific
Source: RefSeq, a predicted model, not a curated record
AGGAGCGCCCGGCAUGUCGCAAGUGCUCCCGGCGGCCGGCAGCGUCCUGCAGAGGAGCGUCGCGGCGCCCGGGAACCAGCCGCAGCCGCAGAGCCCAGAGGAUGAUGACCGGAAGGUCCGAAGGAGAGAAAAAAACCGAGUUGCUGCUCAGAGAAGUCGGAAGAAGCAGACCCAGAAGGCUGACAAACUCCACGAGGAGUACGAGUGCCUGGAGCAAGAGAACACUGUGCUGCGGAGAGAGAUCGGGAAGCUGACGGAGGAGCUCAAGCAUCUGAGCGAGGCACUGAAGGAGCACGAGAAGAUGUGCCCGCUGCUGUGCCCCAUGAACUUUGUGCCAGUGCCACGGCCGGACCCUGUGGCCGGCUGCCUGCCCCGAUGAAGCCCGAGGAUCGUCCUCCUCUGCCGACGGAGGAGCCUUGGUCUUUUUCACAUCUGGGCAGAGGGUGGGGAGGAGGGUUCCCUCCGCAUCUGUGUCCAGGGGGACCGGGGGCCAGGUCACCUCCUCGGAGCUCCUGGCCAUGUCCUCAGCGGACGGCUCUGCAGGACGCUCCCGCGGGCGCCUCUCAGAGCCCUGAGCGGAUCUGGGCAGGGAGGCCACCCUCAGGAGUCACCUCAAUCCACUUUGGCAGCUAGUAGGUUCCCUGCUGUGUAGAAUUAUUACCUCUAGAAUUUGAAUAAUAAAGAUGGUUAUGAUCUCU